Cylas formicarius (sweet potato weevil) is the source of this 7164-nucleotide messenger RNA. RefSeq lists its product as uncharacterized. NCBI's taxonomy places the organism in Eukaryota, Metazoa, Arthropoda, Insecta, Coleoptera, Brentidae. The coding region runs from base 202 to 6471 and encodes 2089 amino acids. The record is from RefSeq and is a predicted model, not a curated record. The transcript has 11 exons. Gene Ontology annotation, biological process: cell differentiation.
UGAGUCGGCGAACGCCAUUUUGACAGAUGCGUAAAAGUUGGUGAAGUGAUUGAAUAAAUCGAAAAAUCUGUGUUCAUCCGUCCCGAUUAACGAGUGAACGUUUUAUUUUAUUGUUAUUUCGUGUUAACCCAUCUGGACGGACCAAGGCAAAGGGUUCGUUCGUAGGGUUCUGCUUGAUCUAAAUGGUUGCGUGCAGACAGCAUGUCUACUUUGUCAGGGACAGCCUCCAAAGGGGAGAAGUCAAAACCGAAAUUUCAAUCCUUGGAUAUAAAUAGUUUGUACAAACAUAGCAGGGGCGAAAAUACGGAAAAACCAGCGCAAAAAAACUCGUCGGUCUACAUCAAACAUGGCAUGCAAAUAUUGGGGAAGGUGCCAAGCGCGCGUCGCGCACCCGCCAAUCUUCCGUCUCUGAAAUCCGAGCACAGCGGAUCGGACGCGGCGGUACCGUUAGUGCCUCCCGGCGCAACAGGAUGGGGCAAGCAGCAAGACGCGCCGGCGAACCAGCAGCCCGCCGCGGUCGCCCAAAACGGUGCCAACAACAACGGCACCGUCGCCAACCACCAUUACCCGACGUCAUCCUCCUCCUCGUCCGCCUCUCCGAACCAGCCGCCGCAAUUGACGCCUCACCAGCAGGCGAUCGCGUUGCCCGUCACGACCCCCAUUCCCCCACACACCAGCAAACAGGCCGCCCCACCUGCGCCGGGGGCGGCCGGCGCCGUCCCUUCCGCCGACAAACUGUGGAGUUCGGUAAUGGCCGGACCGCAGGACGGACAACAGCCCCCCAUUUAUCAGAGCCCGCAGUUCCAGCACGAGUUCCCCAGCUUGUCCGCUGGCGAUGGCGCCCCCGCGCGUUCCGACGCUCCGUACGGCGCGAGCGGCCUAAGCUUGCGGCCGCAGACCGAGGGCUCGUGGACCCAAGGCGGUCAGAGGCCCGGGGCGCCGGAAUGCCCGGUCGCCAGGGCCGCCUCGGGCCAGUCGGGGGGCCCGCCGCAGCUUCAGGGCCUGGCAGGCCGCGCGCCCGAAGCUUUCCCGCCCCAAAUACGCGGCGUGAUGCCCUCGUUCAUGUACAAAGGUAGUUUCCCGCAGGGAGGCGGCGGACCCGCUCAACAAGCGGCCGCGCCGCCGCCCAACCUUCAGGCGCGGCGCGACAACGGGCGACCGCCGCGUCUCGCGGACCGCGACGGGCCCGCGGAAGAGAUGACCCCGAGGCCGAUCAUCCGCGAGGAGGAGCUCAGUAAGUUGGACGAGAUGAGCAACGACCUGGGGUGGGCGGCGUCCGACGACAUCGACUAUAACCAGAAGCUCGCGUUCAGCGAUGACGAGUCGGAUCGCCAAUCGAAGAAGGACGUCAGUAGGUCGCACCACCAGCACCACCAUCAGCCGCCCAAGCAGCAGGAGGCGCGCGGAGAUCGCCAAACGCCGCCGCGGUACUGGAAUUCGGCGGCCCCGCCGCAGCCCUCGCGCGCUUCUAGCACCCGCGGUCGCUCUUCGGAGGACGAGGACCCGUGGGUGCAGCGACAGCGCCAGCACGAGAAGGACGUCGGCAUGGCGAUACAGCGGGCGAAACAGCGCAAAGAAGAGGAGGAGAAGCGGUUCAACGAGGAGAAGCAGCGGGCGGCGAAGAAGUUGCAGGAGCUCGACGAGAAGAUGCGCGAGAAGCGGUUCCGCGACCGCGAAUCUGAAGUGGGGACGAUCAAUCCGUCGAACGUGCCGCCGAAACCGAUCAACCACCACGUCGACAUCCCGUUGCCCGAGUUCCAAAAGGAGAAGGACGCGCGCUCGUCCGAAGCCCGUCCUCCUAGCGACGUCAAAGACGACGGUUCGUCGUUUAGACAGCUGACGUCGAUCGAGGGCAAGAGCUUCCCGUCGCGUAAGCAGCCGCCGCCCACGCAACAGUCGUCGUCCUCGUCGAAGGCGGAACACCGCGAGCAAAACGGGCCGAGUUUCUCGCGCCAAUUCCAAAACGACCUUCCGCCGCGGUUCAAACAGCAGCGCGGCGGUAACAACACCGCCGUAGCCGUCUCCGGCGGCGGCUACCAACAACAGCCGUAUGAUUUCGGGCGGUGGGCGGGGACCGGUGGUCCGGAAAGCGAGGAGCGCGCGACCGACUACAAGCGCCAGAGCUCGGACGAGGGCCACCGCGGUCCCGCCCACUCUUACGCGCGGUUCUACGGCGACGAAGGCGCCGCCCCGCACGACAGGUGGUCCGUCAAGGACAAGGCGCCGAAACACGGCGAGUACGGCGACGAGAAGAGGCCGCAGCGACCGGACAGUCGGCGUUCGCGCGACGGCGAACCGCCGCCGAUGGGCUCGUGGAACGAGGUGAUGGAAUCCGCGUACGAGGAGAAGAGGGCGGAGCGCAAGGGCGCGCCGCUCGUUCCGGGGCCGAUCACCAAGGACCGCAUCGAGGCGGAGGACGUCAGCGAGAAACGGAACUUGACGCAGCUGAAGAAGGGCGAGAUGGCGGCGGUGAUGCCCGCCGCGAAGAAGCAGCAGGAGCUCGUCAAGAAGGAGGAGAGCGCGUGGGCCGACUGCGGGCCCGACGACGACGUCGCGACGGACGAGAGGCACCACGCGUUUGAUUUUCGAAAACCGGCGCCGCCGCCGCCGCCGCAGCAGCAGCAGCACCAAGACGAACCGCCCAACAGGCACCCGAGGAACCAACAGCGGAGUUUCUCGCAGAGCAAGGGGUGGGGCGGCGCCGCCGGGUCCGAAUAUCAUUUACCGGCGCAGCAUCCGCGGGGAUCGUGGAACGCGAAGCGGCAACCGCCGCCUCGGGGCGGUCACAAGCGCGACUAUUACGGUCACGGAACGGACAGCGACGACGGCUCGACGACCGACAAUCACUCGAUCGAGUCGAGGGAGUCCAAGGCGAAACAGCGGGUCGGGGACAAGGACGAAAAGAAUCGCGACAAUAGCAAAACGGUCGGCGAGCAGAAGAAAGACGGGGGCGGGACGAGGAGCGGCGGAUACGUGCCAAAGGGCGAGCCGUCGCGACACGGUCGGGGCGGAGCCAACUUCCGGGGCAGCCGGAUGGGCGGCUUGGGCAAGCGGAUCGACGGUUACGGGCCGCCGCCGUCCAAGAGCCCGUUCGGUGGCGGCGGUGCCGGCCACCACGACGACCGGGAAAAGAAGGCGGCGACCGCCCCCUCCCCUGCGGACGACGGACCCAACGACGCCGACAAAACGAAACUUAACCAGGAAGCGCUCGCUGCCGGAAUAAUCGGCAAAAGUCGCCAGUCGGCGACGGAGGAGGACAACAAGGGCCGGACGAAAGGCAGACCGGAAACGAGACGGAACAAGUCGAAGGGCAGAAAGGACGAGACCCAGGACACCAAUUCCGAGAACUCGGACGGUAAAGAUGGCAGGAGGUCGUUCGCGGGCAGGCAGCAGAGGAGCGGGCCCGGCAUGAGGAGCAGGAAUAACGCGCCGCCUCGCAUGGGCGGCGGCGAGAAGAAGCAACCGUACGACGGCGCGAGCAAGAGGGCGGCGGACCCGCGGAACGCGUCGGCGCACGCCAUAGCCGACAUUACGUUGAAGGGAAAGGAGGACGGCGACGAGAGGUCCGAGAAGAACGAGCACAGCGGCGACUCGGAGGGUUUCCAAGAGGUGAAGAGCAAGAAGACGAGCAAGGAGCGGGUCAAGGGGGGGCCGGACGAAAAGAAGCCGCCCGCGAAGAGCGACGCGAAGGACGCCAAACCCGAGCGGAAGCCCGUCGGCGGAGCGCCAACUAAAAAUCCCGGCGUCCAACCGACCAAACAGCAACAGUUCCCGGCGCAGUCGCCAAAUCAAACGCCGCCGCCGCCGAAAAACACCAACCAAUUCGAUUCGAGGGCGGUGCGUCAGACGAAGCUGCCGCCGCGAUUUGCCAAACAAAAAAUGCAGAAGCAGCAGCAACAGAUGCAGCAACAAAUGAUAAGCGACGGCGGCGACGCGGUGGCGGGCAAACUGCAACCGCCCAACGUCGCGAUGUACGGCACGAAGGAGGCGGUCGCGGCUUCCGCGGUCGGCGGAUGCGCGUGGGAUAAGCCCCUCGGGCCGCAGUUGCGUGGCGGCGUCGAGCGCGAACCGGCCCCGCCUUCCGGUAUGCUCGGCAUCGGGGCGGACGGCGCCGCCAAGCCGGAACCGCCGGCACCGAGUCCCGGCGGUGACAAGGCGGCGUCGGCGGCGGCCAAGUCGCCCCAACUGCCUACCGACAAACCGCUGCUGGACGGCGCUACUCCCCCCGUUAACACGAUCAUUUUCGAGAACACCAACUUUAAGUCGGCGCCGGGCGCCCGUGGGGCGGCGCCGCGUAACGGCGGCGACAAGGCGAGAGCGAAACCCGACGACGACAUGGACGGCGGCUGCGGCGUGUUUGCCAAACCGAUCAACGAAUUGCUGCAGAAAGCGGAGGCGGGCGUUGGCGGCGACCCGGACCCCAUUCAGUUGUCGGCGUUCAAGGAGGACACGUCCGACAUGAAACUGGACUUUUUCGGCAGCGAUCUCGCCCAUCUGACAGACGACGGCGGGGCGAAAGUGACGCCGUCGAAGACGCUCUGCAUGUCGAAGAGUAUGACUAGCGCGAGCAGCACCAUCUGCAACGCGGACUCGCUCAACAUGAAAAUCGCGUCGGUGAAGAAGGUGUGGGAGACGAGCGAACAGGAGACGGAGGACGGCGGGGGCGGGAUCAGUUUCGGCGGCCCCGUGCUCGAUCCGAGCGUAUUUAAGGGCAACGACGGGCAGGACGACGGCCACGAGGGGUACAGUCCCGGGCCCAAUCAGAACGCCUCGACGACGACGAACGUCUGCAAGGUGAAACCCACUCAACAGGUGACCGGCGGCACUAGCCAGACGGUGACGACGAGCCAGCAGCAGCACUCGGCGAUCGUGGCGCACGCGAUGCUGUUGGGCACGCCGUUGUCGCCGCCGCCGAUGGCCGCCCCCGCCGUCAUCGGCGCCGGGGUGGGCCUCGGGCCGCAGCAGUACACGCCGGCGGCCGCCGGCCAGCACAUGGGCUUUCAGACGACGGGCCACGGCCCCGCCGCGCCGGCCGGCUCCACGCAAUACGGCAUCCCGACGAUCCCGUCCCCGCCCACCGUGCUGUACAAUUCGACGCAGCAACAGCUGCAGGCCGCGGCCGCGCAGAGCGGCCUCUACGGCGCGUUCCUGCCGACCGCCGAUCAAGCGAGCGUCUUGGGCGGCCAGGGGCGGAGCCAAUUCUCGCAGUACGCCCCGUACCACGGCCUGAGCCAGGCGGCCAGUUCGCCGUACAACGCUCAGUCGGUGUACCUUCAAACGGCGGCCCAUCCGCCGCCGACCGCGCAAGCUCCGCCGGAGCUCUACCCGAACAUAAACAGCUACAGGCUGUCGGCGACCGCGCCUUUCGGUCAAAGUCAGCAGCUGAACAAUCCGACGACGGUCCUUAUCAGUUCGACGAGCAACAGUCUGAUGUCGGCGACGGUCAAGCCCAGCAAUCAGCAAAUCAGCGCGAUAGGCACGAAAGCGGGCGGAGUAGGUCAAGCGUACCAGCAGCAAUCGCAGCAGGGCCAGCAAGUGUACAUGUACGACCCGUCGAUUCAGGCGGCGAAUUACUUGCCGAGCGCGAGCGUGAUGCAGCGCGGCCACGCGGGGCCCGUGCAAAACAGCGUCAUGCAGACGCUGCAGGCGUCGUCCUCGUACUAUUCCGGAUCGACGGGCGCCCAGAACGGAUAUUUCCAGCAACCGGCUAAUUCGACGUUGCAGUCCGCCGGGCAGCUGCCGCAGCACCAGGCCGGCUACGGGCUUCAGAGCAAUGUAUUCGGGACGCACGGUCAAUCGCACAGCAACACCGGUCUUCAGGGCUACAACUCGCACUUUCUCUCGACGUCGAUGCAGAUGGCGGCGGCGGCCGCGCUUAACGCGCAGCAAUUCAUGAAACCGAACCCUUACAUGAAGAGCGUCGGCGGCGGCCAACAGAUGGGCGGGGAGCAGGGAGUCGCGAGCGGGAACGCGGUGUCCGGCGGCCGCCCGCAGCAACUAAAGAGCCCCGGCGGCCAGGAGACGCUCUCCUCCGUCUUCAACUCGGUGUUUGGGGUGGUUGCAGCGCCGCAGAUACCGUCGCCCAAGUCGCGCCCAAACGCCAAGCACAUGCCGCAGCAGUCGAGCCCCACGGCGCAGAGGAAGUAUUUUUAUCAGGGCGUCGGUCAACAGAAUAACGUUCAGCAGCGGUACCCGACGCCGAUCCAGCGGCCCGUCAAUUUCCAACAGCAGAACAUGAACCCGGGUCCGCAAAACAACCCGGCCAAUCAGAAGCACAGAUCUAACACGAACAAGCCGCCCAACAGGCAAUAUUAUAGCGGCCAGAGCAACGCCCUCUCAGCCGGUCAGACCGACAAGGGGGAGGAGUCGAAGGCGGGCGCGGAGUCUAACGCGGUGAAAACGAUGAACGCCAGCCCCACGGAAAUGAUCAAGGACAACAUUAAGGAGGAGGCGGCCGCCUUGAAGGACUAAUCUUUAAGUUAAGCACUAAAAAAAAAAUGGUUUACGGUUUUUUUAAUUAUGGAAUUGCGAGCAGAGCGCACGUUUCGCGCGUUUCCUACAGAUUCCUAGGACGAAAGUGUAUUUAACAUACUUAAAACAAGAAAAAGUUAUUUAUUACGUCGGUAGGUGCUGAAAAAACGUCACCGGUUACUAACCUAUAGGUAAGCUUCGUGUACGUGAAAUGACGGUGUAAAAAUUCGAUUUCGAGUAAAACGCGGAACAGAGAAGCGAAAAAAAUCAAACCGCGGAGUUGCGGCACAGCUUUCUCCAAGGCACUGUAGCUUCGCCUCAUGUAAUUUUUCUACCAUAACCUUCUCCUUUUCGAUAGGACUUUUUACGCGUAGCGGGGACGGCAAUAUAGUGUACACGAUGUGAGCAAUUAUUUUUUCUGCAUCCGAGUUCGAAAAUUUAGAAACUGCGUAUUCGUUUAGUGAGAGAAGUGACACACAGCGAGAUGUUGUUCGUGAGACGAUAGACAAAACCGUAGGACUGCCUGUUUUGUUUUUCUUUACAGUAUCAGCAGAUUUACUCGGAUAAAACUAUGUCUUAAGAUAUUAUUUAAACAUUCUAGUAAAAUACAUGGUUUAAAUAAAGUGUACGGCAGUUUCCGUUCCGAUAUAUCCUUUUCUAACCCCAACCCCCUCCGUCAACUGACUAACACCG